CGGACUUUUUGAUUUCACAUUUGUUCAGCGCUGCCCAAAAUGUUUACACUUAGCAACCAAAAUAAUUAAUUAUUCGGCGACGCUUGUUUUUGUUUAACCGCUUCCUUACUUUUGAUACACAUUGUUAAAUAUUGUAUAUAAACUCGUGUCAAGAGUCAAACUGAUGUCAUGUUAAUGAACUUACUCACGCGUUUGUCAAAAACUGUACAACUCCUUCAGUAUGAGCACCUCGGGUCCUCUAAAAAAGAAAAGCUACAUGGGUCAGCACCAGAUCAAGAAGAAAAGUUUCCAGGCUCCUGAUGAGACACCAGACGGAGACAGACUGGUGCAGAAAACUCAUUACAUAUCAGGCAAAAUAAACAUUAGCAGAAACAGCCUCAUGGAUGGAGGGGCAGUGAAUCCACCGGGAGAAUCCACAUUAGCUUUUGAUGAAGAAAUGCUGCAGGUGUUGGAUGCUGCCGACCCUGUGAAGCCUGCAGCUAACAAUCUGUGUCCAACAACAGUAAACGGAGAUGCACGGGAAGAGGCAGCAUCAUCAGCUGUCUUUGCCCCCUCACAGGCUGACGGAGCACCUCAGCACACAGCCCUACGACCCCACAGAGCCCCCAGCGCCCAGGAGGGAGUCCAUGGGCAUAGUGGUGAUUGUAAGAGACCAGGAUGGAGAGCUGACUGCAAAGACCUUGCACAGAGGCUUCUCUUCAGCGAGGACUCUGAGGAAGCGGAGCAUGCUCAGAAGCGCCCAGAGAACAUCCAGCCACCCCCAGCUUCUGCCUGCAUCAAUGGGCUAUCCUGUAAAGAAAUAAAAAAUGAUCAGCAAGUAGGCAGCUCCACCAAUAGGCAACCGCUUACAUCCAGAAGAAAAAGCUCUCCUCGUAGCAAAGACAAAAGUGGGUCAAAUAUGAAUGCUGAUCCACCUGUGGAUGUAUCCAGGGACUACAUCUUGUUCAGCCCCACCCACCUCGCGGCUGCCAUGAAGAAGGCCAAACUCCAGCAGUCAUUACAGAAUCAGUCCGCCUCUGUGCUCACGGUCCCCAGUGGUUUAGACCUCACUACUCUCAGUGACACUUUACCUCAGCCAGGCAUUGCCUUGUGUGCUCCCGCGGGACAAGCCGAAAAGCUGCUGUUAUGCAGUUGGGGAUUACCAAAACCUGUCCUGGAGCGCUACAAGAAACAUGGAGUGACUCACAUGUUCGAAUGGCAGGCUCAAUGCCUCACUGUCGGACAGGUGCUGCAGGGAGGUAACCUGGUGUACUCUGCCCCCACCAGCGCUGGAAAAACUCUGGUGUCAGAGCUACUGAUGUUGAAGCGUGUGUUGGAGACGAAAAGAAAAGCUCUCUUCAUUCUGCCGUUUGUCUCCGUGGCCAAAGAGAAGAUGCACUACCUUCAGAGCGUUUUUGAAGAGGCAGGAGUUCGUGUGGAGGGAUAUAUGGGAAGCACCUCGGCUGCUGGAGGGUUCAAAGCACUGGAUGUAGCUGUUUGCACCAUAGAAAAAGCCAAUUCUCUUAUUAAUAGACUCAUUGAAGAGGACAAUUUGGGUCUACUAGGUAUGGUGGUGGUGGAUGAGUUGCAUAUGGUUGGAGAUUCUGGAAGAGGAUACCUACUAGAACUGCUCUUAACCAAAAUCCGCUUCAUUGCGCAGAAGCAGAACACCACUGGGUCUCUCUCUGAGGGUGUACAGAUCAUAGGUAUGAGCGCCACCUUGCCUAACCUCUCCCUCCUGGCUAGCUGGUUAGGUGCAGAGCUUUACCAGACAGACUACAGACCCGUACCCCUGCUGGAGCAUCUUAAAGUGGGACGCAACAUCUACGACAAGAGCCUCUCGGUGGUCCGGCAGUUCACUCCUGCAUUCCACAUUAAGGGCGAUGAUGACCACAUAGUGAGCUUGUGCUAUGAGACUGUGAGCGAGGGCCGCUCUGUGUUGCUGUUCUGCCCCUCGAAGAACUGGUGUGAGAAACUGGCAGACAGCAUCGCCAGAGAAUUCUACAACCUAAGACACACGGAUCGUCAGGGCGAAGCAGAGCCUCAGCCAGUGUGUCUGGAUCGGGAUGGACUAGUGGAUGUUGUCGCCCAGCUGAGACGAACUCCAGCUGGUUUAGACCCCGUCCUCCAGCGAACUGUGCCAUGGGGGGUGGCCUUCCACCACGCUGGUUUGACAUUUGAUGAGCGCGAUGUGUUGGAGGGAGCUUUUCGUCAGGGCGUGGUCAGAGUCCUGGCUGCCACCUCUACUCUCUCGUCGGGGGUUAAUCUCCCAGCUCGCAGGGUCAUCAUUCGAACCCCGACCUUCAAUGGACACUUGUUGGACCCGCUCACGUACAAACAGAUGGCUGGACGAGCAGGGAGAAAAGGAGUAGACACGUUAGGUGAGAGUGUGCUGGUGUGUAAGGAGGCAGAGCGUCAGAAAGGUAUUAGUCUCCUUACGGGUGCUCUUCAGCCAAUCAGCAGCUGCCUGGUGAGAAGAGAGGGAGAGGGCGUCACCACCAGCAUGCUGCGAGCCAUCCUAGAGAUCAUUGUCGGAGGUGUAGCCAGCACUCCACAGGAUGUGAGGUCAUAUGCUUUGUGCUCACUACUGGCUGCCAGCGUGAAAUGUGACGGCAAAAAAGAAUCAAACGAAGAGACUAACAAAGGAGCCAUUGAGGCCUGUGUUGAGUGGCUGAUGGAGAACGAAUUUAUCAGUAUCCAGAAGGACGGACAAGAGGAGCGUUACUGUCCGACUCAACUUGGUGCAGCCACCUUAUCAUCCUCCCUCUCCCCUCCCGAGGCUCUGGGAAUAUUUGCCGAUCUCCAGCGGGCCAUGAAGGGCUUUGUACUAGAAAAUGACUUGCACAUUCUGUAUCUGAUCACCCCGUUGUACGCCGAGUGGACUACCAUAGAUUGGUAUCAGUUCUUCUGUCUGUGGGAACAGCUCUCAUCCUCGAUGAAGAGAGUAGCGGAGCUGGUGGGCGUCCAGGAAGGUUUCCUCGCACGAUCCGUCAGUGGCAAACUCGUAGCCAAGACAGAAAAGCAGCGCAGGCAGAUGGCUAUUCAUAAACGAUUUUUCACCACCCUUGUGCUACAGGAUCUGGUGAAUGAGGUGCCUUUGGGAACACUGGCAUCCAAAUACAACUGCAAUCGUGGGCAGUUACAGUCUCUCCAGCAGUCUGCUUCUACAUAUGCAGGUAUGGUAACAGUGUUUUGCAAGCGUCUGGGCUGGCACAACAUGGAGCUGCUGUUGUCCCAGUACCAGACCCGGCUGAGCUUUGGAGUCCAGAGGGAGCUGGUCGACCUCGUCAGGGUUUCCCUCCUGAACGCAACACGAGCCAGAGCGCUGUAUGCACAAGGCCUCUGUACUGUCGCUCAACUAGCCAGGGCUACUGUGGCUGACGUGGAGAAAUCCUUGAGGAAUGCUGUCCCAUUUAAGAGCUCUAAGCGUGCAGUGGACGAGAGCGAGAUGGAGGCAGCCGAGAGACGGAGCCUCCGCUGCGUCUGGGUCUCUGGUGGUCGGGCCCUGACGGAGCAGGAGGCCGCUGUUGAGAUCGUGUCUGAGGCACGGCUCCUCCUCCGGGACGACCUGGCCCGGUUAGGAGUUGAGUGGGACCCGGCAACACUUCCUGUAAACAGCCCCGAUGACUCGGACACGUCAUCUGUCUCAAAUCUCAGCUCACAUGAAGCACAGGUGGACAACAAUAAAGAUCCCCAGGAAGGAAACGGGGUCAAGAAAAGUGGAAGCAGAGAUAUGGACAGACAUGGAGAGGAGAGUGAGGAAGGAAAGAAACGUGAGAAAGGGAUAUCUGAAAGGAAAAUGGAGAAAACAGGAGAAGCCAACAGAGAGCGAGGGAAGUCCAAGCCUGAAGACACGGUAGUGAACAGAAAACUGGAGGAGCACAGAGAGUUGGACAGGACAGAGCCAGAAACCAGACAAACGGGGAAUGAAGUGCAAAAAGAAAGAAGCAAAGAAAGAAAAAAUGGCGAGACAAAUAAAAAAGUAUUAAUGGCAAAUGCCACAGAAGAUCCAGAUGAAAAAAGAGAACGACUAAGGCAGACACGGUCAAAGCAAGGAGGGGAAGAGCUCAAGAAAGCAGAGACGGAAGAAGGGGAGACGAGUAAAGGGUUCGUCUCAAUUGGACCAGAGAGUCAUCGGGCAAAUCGUCCUGUUCCUGAAAGGAGCCUGACUCAGGAAUUAGCUGAAAUCGUAUCCAGCCCCCUGCUUCUACCUGUGCCACGUCCUCAGCCCUCUCCUUCCCCAAUGCCUCCUCCUCGCUUUAGGGCUCCAGUAUCCCGAGCAGAAGAACAGCACAGUGUUCAUCAAAGGGCAUCAGAAGGAGAUGGUGCCACACGGCUUGCUGCCUCACCGGUGCAUCCAGGUAGACUUAAGCACUCGAGAGCCUUAAGGAAAGUCCUCCACUCUAUACAAACUGACAAAGGCCUACAAGAUAAUGUAGAGACUGCACAGACAUCACACUCAAAACCCUCGGUGGUUUCUUCAGUCCAAAAUGCAGCACCUGCGGGACGGGUGCCUACAACAGUUCGAGCUCCUGAACCCUUGCAAGAAACCCCUCCCGGUGUUUCUGCACCGACAGAUGCAGAUAUGUUAGACUCUCCCUUCAUCGCCUCUCCUGCCUCUGUCCCCUUAUUCUCUCCUGAGGCCAAGCGAAGAAGGAUGGACGGUGGAGAGGUAGAUACGUUUUCAUCACCUGAGCUGUAUGCAGGAGACGCGAGAGAUGAAGAAGCUGAGGGAGAUGUUAAAAAAGGAGAAGAGAGUUUUGGUGACAGCUUUGAAUUGGACACUCAGACAGAGAGAAUGAUUGUUCAACAAGCAUGCCAACACAGAGAUGGGAAUGAUGGAGGUUCGGGUCAAUCGGUAGAAACAGAGAAGAUAGGAGAGGAGGAAAUGGUGGAAGCAGCUGUGGAGAUGAAUAAGGACAAAGAUGAGGGAAGUGACAGGCUUGAAGCUCCUGAUAAUGCACGUCCCAGAUUCAAUAUUUCUCUCACAGAUAGUCAGAUGGAGCUCAUUCUUAACACCAGCCACCAGGCGAGUGACCAGAAUCGUCCAUUGUUACAGAUUCUUCCUGGUCCAGGUGGUGAUAAUGCGGUUAAAGAUAAAGGUGGUGACGAGGAGGCCAAUCAGGCCGCCUCCGAGAGUUUUAACAGAAGCAGUAGCUUCCUGUUCGACAGCCUGUAUGACAGCUCUCUGCUGGCUGGUCUGAGCCCACACCAGAUCCUCGACCAAUCGGACAAGGAGGAGCCUCUUACAUCGACCCAGGAGCGAAGACGCAGUGAGCUUCUCGCCAAUCAGGAGGCGGAAAAGCAGGAGGCUGUCCAAUGGGGCGAGUCCUCCUUCAACCUGUCAGAGUGGGGCGACUCGCUGCUGGUGGGCGAACACUUUCUGGAGAGGCAGAGCUUGCUCAAACACACAGAGAGAACUCAAGAAGCCAGUCUUCAUAACGCUCAGCAACCAAACGCAGACAAUGUUCUGCCUGAGGAAAAGCUGUCAGAACCAGAACACACUACUACAACUACCAACGCAACUCAAAAUGAGCAUGGCAAAGAUAAAGCCAGCAAUAAUCAAGGCCAUACACACACAAUUGAAUGGCACAGUAAUGCACAAAAUGACAAAGAACCAGGCGGGAGACAGGAAACGAUGAUUGAAGUGGUUGAAAAUGGGAAGCAAGUAGAGACGAAAGUAAAGAAAGGGGAAAUUAAUGCUUUAUUGUCAGAUAAUGUGGAUUUAAAACACCCACAAGUCCAAAACGCACCUGAAAGCUCUUUUUAUUGCAGCCCUGGUUUGCAAGAGAUAUUUGACCGCUGGCCUAGUAUGUCUGACCAGCCCUGGCAAAACACUACAACAGGCCACACAGCCACUCAUACACUCAUGAAUGCUGCAAAUACAGCAGAAGUUCCAGAUCCACCUCAGCCCUCAAUACAGGGGGAGAGAAAAGGGGCAACGUCAAAUGCGCAGGCUGUUGGCGCUGAGAGUGAUUCUCGAGAGGAACAAACUUCAAGACAUGAUGGUGAGAAUUUAACGGAGGGACCAGGCUCUGCCGGUGAUCUCAUUCCUCCAACUCAGGAAACACCACCUGUCACGCCCAGAGUAAAACUGACGACCUCAUCUGUGCAUUCGCCUCUCAUCGCUCAGCCACUCAACCAGUCGACUCCCUCAACUCUCCUGCGACGGAAACAAGCGAUCACAAAAUGUCCUAAACCUCACCCAGGACACGGUGAUCAUCUAUCAGAAGCUGUUGCUGACACUAAACAGCCUAAUCCUACAUCGGAUCGCAACCACGAACGCCAGCGGGGACAAAAACCAAAGACUGUUCCACGCUCGAGUUCAGAAACGAAACUCCUGCUACACACCGACCAGAAUGUCAGCCCUGCCCGAGAGCGUGCUUCUCCGCCCUCUCCCCGGGCGAAGCUUCCCUCUGAUGCUGAAUCACCUGUGACUGAUGAAGGCUUCACUCUUCAGCUGUCCCAGGAUGCAUCAGUCUGUUCGAGCAACUCGGUGACCUUCUCCAUCAUAGACGUUGCAAGUGACAGGCGCCUCUUCGACACUUUCAUUAAGGAGUGGAAAACAAAGGAGCGGUACACUCUGGCUUUGGCCUGUGAAAAGAGGGAGCACAGACAGCAGCCUGAGGAGGAAAUAGGAGGGAAACAUAAGAGAACGUCAGCCGCUACUCAGAAGCUCCACAGGGCCGAUGGUUUUCCAGUAAGAGACAGUGAUGGAAUGGUGUUGAUUGGACUGUCUGUCUGCUGGGGAGCAAGAGAUGCAUACUACGUGUCUCUGCAGCAAGAGCAGAGCAAAGGUUUGAGCUCCAGUCUGGCCCCUCCUCCACUGGAUGAUGAUUUGCAAGUGAGUGAGAGGCUGCGGCAGGUGAAGACCUGUCUGAGCAGGCCACCGGCCGGUCAAAGUGGAGGCGUGGUUGUCACGUAUGACAUCAUCGAGGUGUACAAGAUGCUCGUCAUGAGCUGUGGCAUCAGCUUGGAGGGAAACUGCGAAGAUCCCAAGGUUGCGUGCUGGCUGGUGGACCCUGACGGCGAGCAGAGGACUCUUCCCAACAUGGUGACUGUCUACUGUCCUACAGACUUACCUCUGCUGGACGGACUUGGGAACCCGCAUGCCCACUGUCCUCGUGUCAGGGCAGCGACCAAGAGCGUGCUCGUACUCGCAGUCAUGAACCAUCUCACUGGCCUGCUAGAGAAAGACGGCAUGCUUGACCUAUUCAGAAGCAUUGAGAUGCCCUCCCAGGUGUCUUUGGCUCUGUUGGAGUUGAACGGAGUGGGCUUCAGCGUCGAAGAGUGUGAGAGACAAAAACAUGUGAUGCAAGCCAAACUCACAGCGUUGGAGACUCAGGCUUACAACCUGGCCGGACACAGCUUCUCCCUCACCAGCAUCGACGACGUAGCACAGCUGUUGUUUUUAGAGCUGCACCUUCCUCCAAACGGUGACGUGGGUGCAUCAAAAAGUAAGAAGACUCUUGGCUACACCAGGCGAGGUGGCGGCAGAGUACGACUCGGGAAGCAGUUCAGCACCACCAAGGAUGUUCUGGAGAAGCUUCGCCCCCUGCACCCACUGCCAGGUGUGAUUCUGGAGUGGAGGCGGAUCACUAACGCUUUGACAAAAGUGGUGUUCCCCCUGCAGAGGGAGAAGCAAUACCACAGCACACUGGACAUGGACAGAAUAUACCCCUUGGCCCAGACACACACAGCUACAGGUAGAGUGAGCUUCACUGAGCCCAACAUACAGAAUGUCCCCAAAGACUUUGAGAUUUCCAUGCCCACGAUGGUGGGGGAGAGCCCACCUUCACAAGACAGCAGCCACAUGACCACCAAAAGAGGAAAGAAGAGACGUUCAGCGGUGAUUUCGGCUGCAGCUGCCCGUGCAGAACAAGGCCCGGCCUUCUCCGUCAGCAUGAGACAUGCCUUUGUACCUUUUUCAGGUGGGAUGAUAUUGGCAGCUGAUUAUUCUCAGCUGGAGUUGAGAGUACUGGCUCACCUCUCCAAGGAUCAACGCCUUCUGCAGGUGCUGAAUGGAGGAACAGACGUGUUUCGCUGCAUCGCCGCCGAGUGGAAAAGCAUUGACCCGGAGUCUGUGAAUGACAACCUCAGGCAACAGGCGAAACAGAUUUGCUACGGCAUUAUCUAUGGGAUGGGAGCCAAGUCUUUGGGCGAGCAAAUGGGAGUGGAGGAGAAUGACGCCGCCUGCUACAUAGAGAGUUUCAAGGGCAGAUACAAAGGGAUCAAUGUUUUUCUUCGAGAAACUGUGAAGAACUGUAUAAAGAACGGCUAUGUUCAGACUCUGAUGGGCCGUAGGAGAUACCUACCUGGGAUCACUGACUCCAAUUCGCACAUCAAAGGACACGCAGAGCGUCAGGCGGUGAACACGACUGUUCAGGGUUCAGCAGCAGACAUUGUUAAACUCGCCACAGUGAACAUCCAGAAACGACUACGAAGAACAUAUCCUGCCGCUCCACUGUCUCACCAGCACACUCUCUCAGCCGGCAAUCACCGCAGGGUUGGGACGUCUCAACUCAGAGGAGCCUACUUUGUCCUGCAGCUGCAUGACGAGCUCAUCUAUGAAACCACAGAGGAAGACCUCAUACAGGUUGCUCAGAUAGUCAAGAGGGAGAUGGAGUCAGCAGUUAAACUGUACGUGAAGCUGAAGGCCAAAGUCAAGGUGGGACCCAGCUGGGGGAACUUGCAGGACCUCGAUAUAUAAUGUGAAUGUUUGAUACAUAACAUACAUACUGCCUAAGGUUCUGUAAUACAUGGUAAUACUACCAUUUGCAAGAAGAUGAAUAAUAUUUUUAGCAUUAAAUGAAUAAUGAAAUGCAAAGUAAUACAUGCAUAUGAUUGCAUAUCAGCUGUAAAUUAACUAUUGAAUGUAUUUAUAAUUCUAUCUACCAGUGUCACAAAUGAUUUGUAAAAAGUACUCAAUUUUAUUUACCGAUAUCCCAAUACUUGCCAUGAGAUUUUAUGCAAGAUGAUAUUCUAUGUAAUGUAAUAAUUUCUUUUUUUUCUCUCUACUUUGAAAUCCUGUGGCUGCAACUUAUUUUCAUUGAUAAAUGUGCCGAUUUAUUUAUUUUUAUGAAUUGUAUACUCAUAUGAAAUGUCAAAAUCUGCCCAUCAUACCUUCCCAGAGCCGUAAGGUGAUGUGUGUAAAUGUCUUGUUUCAAUCCACAAAAAGGCCCAAAUCCAAAAAUGACUUUACAAUGACGCAUUAUAAAGAAAAGCUGCAAAUCCUCUUGUGAGAAUGUUUUUGGCCUUUUUUCACAAUUCUUUCACAAAAAUGACAUGAUUUAGCAAUUAUCUUUCUAUAAACGACUCAUCGUUUAAGCCCUGCGGCGAUGCAUUUAAAAAAAAGACAAGGAGCAGCUUUAGUCUUGAGGACAUCCUGAAAUCUUACAUUUUAUUGGACCAUUGGUUGAGUUGUCUGUCACAGGAACCAUACAUCAUUGUCACAUGUUAACACUGUUUUGUUUACACUUAUGACAUUCACUGCACAAGAAGUGUCGUCAAUAUGAUCUGACAUUUUCCGUGCAAAGCAAAAUUCACCUCCUCUGG
Molecule: messenger RNA, 9534 nt
Organism: Cottoperca gobio
Lineage: Eukaryota; Metazoa; Chordata; Actinopteri; Perciformes; Bovichtidae
Gene: polq
Product: polymerase (DNA directed), theta
Exons: 34
Coding region: 221-8689 (2822 amino acids)
Biological process (GO): double-strand break repair via alternative nonhomologous end joining; DNA-templated DNA replication
Molecular function (GO): ATP binding; DNA binding; DNA-directed DNA polymerase activity
Source: RefSeq, a predicted model, not a curated record